This is a messenger RNA of Colletotrichum destructivum, 1561 nucleotides long. RefSeq names its product Putative cyclic-AMP phosphodiesterase, class-II, ribonuclease Z/Hydroxyacylglutathione hydrolase. The transcript has 2 exons. Gene Ontology annotation, biological process: negative regulation of glucose mediated signaling pathway; cAMP catabolic process. NCBI's taxonomy places the organism in Eukaryota, Fungi, Ascomycota, Sordariomycetes, Glomerellales, Glomerellaceae. Gene Ontology annotation, molecular function: 3',5'-cyclic-GMP phosphodiesterase activity; 3',5'-cyclic-AMP phosphodiesterase activity. Bases 7 to 1560 code for a protein of 517 amino acids. The record is from RefSeq and is a predicted model, not a curated record.
CCCUUCAUGGAAGACACGAAUGGGGAGUCGGACGAUGCCCAUCGUCCAGCCUUGCAGGUCAUCGUCCUGGGUGCCGGCGGCGGUCCCCAGGAAUACAACACCACCGCCCUUCUCGUCCGCUCGGUCGCCUCGGGGUGGACAAAAGGCUCCAUCAUUGCAGUAGACGCCGGCGUUCACCUUUCCGCCAUUACGCGUAUCCUCGAGACCUCCGUGCCGUCGGGCCUUGGUGGUGAUGUACCGCUCCCCCACACGCUCACAUCGGGGCCAUUCGCUGGCCUCGAGCUCAGGUCAGACACGACGUCGAUCUACCCAUCGUCUAUCGCUGCUCACAUCACCCGCUCUCUCAUCGACACCUAUCUAAUAACGCAUCCUCACCUGGACCACAUCUCGGGCUUCGUCGUCAACACGGCAGGCCUCACGCGACCCAAGAGGCUUGCUGCUCUUCCCAACACCAUCAAUGCUUUCAAAACUCACAUUUUCAACAACGUCAUCUGGCCCAAUCUCUCAGAUGAGAACAAUGGUGCGGGCAUCGUGACGUAUACUCGCCUCGUCGAGGGCGGGUCACCCGCCACUGGCGAGGGCGAAUCCAAGGGCUAUCUAGAGAUCGCCGACCGUCUCGCCGUCAAGGCGUGGUCGGUGUCUCACGGCCACUGCAUGGAGAAACACCCUCACCGUGGCUCUGCCUCGUCCACUGCGACGCCUCUGCGUUACCCUUCUGUUGAUGCCGCCUCGGUCGCGUCACCGCGCAUACUGCCUCACGGUGUCGCGCCGAGCACAAUGCCGGUCCCCCGGGCGGCAUCCGUCGCACCUGAGCCGCAAGCAAGCAUAUGCGUCUACGAGUCGUCGGCCUACUUCAUCCUCGAUCUGGCCACGAACCUCGAGAUAUUGGUCUUUGGCGACGUCGAGCCCGAUUCCUUGUCGCUCUCCCCCCGCAACCUGGGGAUAUGGCAGGAGGCUGCGCCCAAGAUUGCGGCAGGGCAGCUUGCCGCCAUCUUCAUUGAAUGCUCAUACGACGACUCACACUCGAUCGACCGUCUCUUCGGCCACCUAAAGCCAUGCUUUGUGAUGGAAGAGAUGCGAACCCUAGCCCAAGAGGUGGAAUCCGCACGACACGUCGCCCAUCUCUCCCGGAAGCGCAAACGUGUAGCUGACCCUGACACGAUCCCGCGGAGACGCACGGGGGGCGUCUUCUCACGUCUUGCGGGAGGCGACGAAUCCCCUGUCAGCCCCAAGUCGGUAGCCAAGCGGCAGCUCUCGGCGGACAUUGGCCACGUACCACCAUUACCGCCGGCCGCGACUUCGGUAGAGAGCCCGAAUCUCACGACGCCAACCAAGGAGCUGUCCCUGCGAGAGGCCGAGGGGUGGAGCGACAAUGAGGACGGUCACUCUAGAAAUCCGCCACUGAAGGGCGUCAAGGUGGUCAUCAUCCACGUCAAGGAUCGGCUGGAUGGGCGUGACCAAGGAAAAGUUAUUUUGCAGGAGCUCGAGGCGUACGAGGAGGAAGCCCAGCUGGGCUGCGAAUUCAUCAUUUCCGCGCCAGGGCAAAGCCUCUAUCUGUAAA